GUACGUAGUGAUGGUAGGCUAGGAUGUGUUGCCACUUCAAAUAUACCGCAAAUCGUUGCCUUCAAAGUAAAUCCAACUUCCUUGAACAUCCAGCUUCAAUAGUCAACGCCGAACCAAAAAGUUGCAUUAAAGGCGCAACUGGUUCUUUGGAUUUCAGCUGUACGCCAAACUUGUCAUCAAGAGCAAUACCCGGAAUUCUGUUGCUAGGGAAUGAGUAUGUAUUGCUGAACGAAGCCUUGGUGACUGGUGUACAAUUUGGAAUCGCGGCACAUUACUUUGAGUCUUCAUUAUUUGGUCUUAUGCACACACGUUCAACUUACUGAAAUUUGGAUUUCAUCUCUAGUCAAAUCUUUUUUGCCCGUAACUCGUCGCCCACCUGCCGGCCAUGCCUUUAGGCUGGGAGAGAAUCAAUGAAAAGACCCAGCGCCCAAAUGCACUUAUCAACUUCAUCCGGCCUCUCCCCGGGGCCUCAGAAAAGCUGUCCCAAGACUUCCUGGAACGCGUGGCGGCCAUCGUCUACCCCAUCAUGAAGCGCAACCACAUCGUCGUCAACGCCCUGGAAGAGUUCCCCUGGAACCGCGAAUUCGUCGGCCGCAACUUCAAUGCCGGGGAAGCCGUUCAGCUGGUACUCCGGGCAAAGAACGGGGCGUGGAUGCCGUUCCGGCACGUGCAGAUGGUGAUGAUCCAUGAGUUGGCGCACUGCAAGGAGAUGAAUCACGGGAAAAAUUUCUGGAAGGUGCGUGAUGGGUACGCGGAUGAGCUUCGGGCAUUGUGGACGCGGAAUUACACGGGAGAGGGAUUCUGGGGUCGAGGGCAGACGUUGCUGAGCGGACAGUACACUACGGAGGUCAUGCCGGAUACGUCGAUGGCCCCCGAGCAUAUCUGUGGCGGCACGUACCGCAGCGCGAGGAGAAAGAGAAAGAGAGGGCAAGGCGGGACGUCCGAGAAGCCGAAGCUGAGCUACGCAGAGCGACAGCAGCGGAGAAUCUUGAAGAAGUUUGGGAGCGGGGGGGUUGCGUUGGGGGACGACGAAACGAAGCGAGUGGAGCUCGAGGGAGGGAAGAAGGUACAGGGCAAGCCUCGGGUGGCUGGGAGUGCGAGAGGAAGGGAGCUGAGAGCCGCAGCGGCGUUGGCUAGGUUUGACAACGUAAAGAAGGAGAAAGAUCGGAGUGAGGCGCCGUCCGAUGGCGAGUCGGAUACAGAGUCGGAAUACGAAGAGGAAACUGAAAGCGACCUGAUCGCUGUUGAUGAACAUGGCAAGCGACUCACUGAUUCGAAAGGUCGGGGCUUUGUGAAGAUCUGCGAGACCGAGGAUAACAACGAUGUUGACUCCAAGCGAGAAAUGGACGAGCUUCAGCGGAUCGAUCGAUACUUCACGAAACGUCCGCAGAGGCCGGGAAGUUCAUUCAUAGAUAACGCUGACGACGGUAGUGAGACGGAGGAUGAAGAGCUACCCAUUGAGGUAAAGAGGGGGGAGUCAAAUUCAAUACCACGGAACAGUGGGAUAACAUCCGGCGAAGCCGGGCAGCGGCCUGCCGAAGAGACCGAACAGAUCUCCUGCAACGUCUGCUCGUACCUCAAUCCUUCGACCGCCCUGAUAUGCGAGAUCUGCUCGAACGUGUUGAAGCCUUCCAAACUCCUCAGCACUUGGAGAUGCCAGAGCUCGUCGUGCAAAGAGAACAAUUAUAUCAAUCCUGGAGACGCUGGGGUUUGUGGGGCAUGUGGAGCGAGCAAGAACCGGGCUGCGUAGAAUGAAGAUGUGGAAAAGAGCAUGAUACCCUCCGUCGCUACGGAUCUUGUUCCUCGAAACUCCAUAUCACGAUAUGUACAUGAAGAGCAGGGAUAACGACCAACUAUGGACUCAAGACGAGCCACCCAGUUUCUGAUACUGUUGAGCCACGAAUUUGGCGCUGUCCGAGAUAUACGACCCCGAGUUAUAUCGCAAAUGAGCCAGCGUCGAAGACCCUCCCGGCGUGCACGU
Molecule: messenger RNA, 1981 nt
Organism: Eremomyces bilateralis CBS 781.70
Lineage: Eukaryota; Fungi; Ascomycota; Dothideomycetes; Eremomycetales; Eremomycetaceae
Product: WLM-domain-containing protein
Exons: 1
Coding region: 386-1750 (454 amino acids)
Source: RefSeq, a predicted model, not a curated record